Molecule: messenger RNA, 1923 nt
Organism: Lodderomyces beijingensis
Lineage: Eukaryota; Fungi; Ascomycota; Pichiomycetes; Serinales; Debaryomycetaceae
Source: the annotation of a GenBank genome assembly
AUGAGUGAAUACGGGGGGCUAGGGAUUGUUCUUGAGGAACAGGAGGACCUAAAGAAACAUUCUACUGCUGACUGCAUCGUUAAGGGAAGUGUACAGUCGUCGUUCACCCACGGUAAUCUACGGCCACCGCCGCUGGCAACGCAAGCUCCACACGCGAUAACUCAUUCCCACCCGGCACAAUCUUCGUCGCCACAGCCACGUUUGAGCAUCUCGUCGCGACAUUCAAGCAACGCAAGUCUAUCCAACGUUUCCUACAAGUCGUCCACCGUUCCGGCUGCAGCUGCAGCCGGAAACGAAGCCGAAACGGAAAGUGACCAUGCCCUUAAAGAGGUGCUAUUGCCACCUUUGCCAGGCGCCGUGGAAGAUUUACGGUCUCCCCUGGAUCACAUGUAUUCACUUUCAAUGAGUGAAUCAGUUUCGACAAACAGUGAAAACAACAAUAAUGGCGGCAACGCCCGUCAUAAUCACCAUCAGCAUAACAACCACCACCAUAACCACCACCACCACCACCACCACGAUGAUGAUAGCUCAAACCAUAGUCUGUAUUCGCAAGAAUUUACCCCCAUUUACAAAAACAGCGAUCAUUCAAUCUCCAACUACGCGUUAGACUCCCCUACAUUUUUCAUAGACCAGCAACAGCAACAGCAACAACAACAACUGCAACAGCUGCAGGUGAAGCUUGCAGCGUUGAACUAUUUUCCAACAUUGACAAAUACCUCCACGGGCAAAAACACCGACUCAACAACAAGCUUGAUCCUUGGAUCUGGCGUGACAGCCUCACUCCUGCAACAGUCGCCCCUGAUUACCCCUUCAUCCACCCAGAAUCAACCAUCAUCUGAAAAAUCAAGUCCCUUGAAAAAACUAAAAAACUUGAAAAACGGUAUCAAAAAAUUGUCGUUGGGUUCUUCCAGUGGCAAUAGCAACACUAGCCAUCCAUCAAGUUCAAAUCCAACACCAACAAAUGCAAAGUUCCCCAAUUUGAAUCUCAGCUCCGUUGCAUCCAACCCUAGACCAAUUCUAAGUCCAAUCCAGACGGGCGACCGUAACAUGAAGCCAUUGGCAUCGAAAAACUCAGCCAUCAACUCUACUUCGCCCACAACGGGGCAAAACUCGGCCAACUUUUCCAAUCAAUCAAAAAAAAAUCAACACCAACACCAACACCAACCUCAUCAUCAGCCUCAACACUCUAGCUCGUCAUCGACUUCUACGAACUCUUCACUUACUUCUGUUCUUCGUGCAAAGAGAGUGCGUGCUUCUAGCCAAGGCAAUGCCUAUAACUCAUUUACUCCCAUAACUCCACCACCAUUGGUCUCCCUCCCACUUGCCUCGCCCAUCAUCACCAUUGGUGAAAGUUUACAGUCUACUAGAUCAGCUUUGGUGAACAAUAUCGAGCAAAGCUAUUUCGAUUGUCUUAAUUUAAGCAACAAUCCUACAACAGCUACGUCGCCAACUACCACCACUACAACAACAACAACAAGUUUUUCGUCAAAACAGGCGGCUGCCAACACUGGCAACAGCAUCAGUAAUAUCAAAAACCAACAACAGCCGUUGAUCAACUCAAUUGAAGAGUUCACCAAUCUCGACGACUUGCUCAAUUUCUCCGAUUUCCUCCACUUGCAAAAACAACAAAUGACUCAAGUCUAUGACAAGACCAGAGAAAGCUUGGAGUCGUCAGGCUGGUGUUCGCAAUAUGAAUUGGACAAUUUGAAAUUGCAACAAGAUAGCAGCGACGCCCAAAUCGACACGAUGAUUUUGAAAAUCGAAGAGAAACUUAAUCGAGACUUUGAAUACCUGGUUUUGAACAAUGACCAUAUGUUUAAGAACCCGCAUUGUCAAGAGGACUCUAGGCAGUUGGACGAUACCGUGAUUAGUCCAAGUUUAAAAGUGUUGGAAAGCCGUUGUUUCUCAUUUACUGAUUUUUGA